This is a messenger RNA of Loxodonta africana (African savanna elephant), 1532 nucleotides long. It is a transcript of the gene AK4, whose product is annotated as adenylate kinase 4. Gene Ontology annotation, biological process: nucleobase-containing compound metabolic process. Gene Ontology annotation, molecular function: ATP binding; AMP kinase activity; nucleoside diphosphate kinase activity. Gene Ontology annotation, cellular component: mitochondrion; cytoplasm. Bases 175 to 846 code for a protein of 223 amino acids. NCBI's taxonomy places the organism in Eukaryota, Metazoa, Chordata, Mammalia, Proboscidea, Elephantidae. The transcript has 5 exons. The record is from RefSeq and is a predicted model, not a curated record.
GGGCGUGGAGCUGAGGGGAGGGGUUGUCUCAAAAGUCUCUCCUUCCCUCUGCAGGGUGCCUGGCGAGUACACGCGCGAGCGAAGGGUGCCAGGGACAGGGGAAGAAGAAACAAAGUUCCCGGGGCUCCCUCCGGGGCCGCUGUCUUUUUAGCCGUCCCUCUCCUCGCGAAGGCAAUGGCUUCCAAACUCCUGCGCGCGGUCAUCCUUGGGCCGCCCGGCUCGGGCAAGGGCACGGUGUGUCAGAGGAUCGCCCAGAACUUCGGCCUCCAGCAUCUGUCCAGCGGCCACUUCUUGCGGGAGAACAUCAAGGCGAACACGGAAGUUGGUGCUAUGGCAAAGCAGUACAUAGGGAGAGGUCUUUUGGUUCCAGAUCGUGUGAUCACACGCCUGAUGAUGUCGGAGCUGGAGAAUAGGCGCAGCCAGCACUGGCUACUAGAUGGUUUUCCUAGGACUUUAGUACAGGCUGAAGCCCUGGACAGAAUCUGUGAGCUGGAUCUAGUGAUCACUUUGAACAUUCCAUUUGAAACGCUCAAAGAUCGUCUCAGCCGACGUUGGAUUCACCCUCCUAGUGGAAGGGUAUAUAACCUGGACUUCAAUCCACCUCAUGUACAUGGAAUUGAUGACGUCACUGGUGAACCAUUAGUCCAGCAGGAAGACGAUAAACCUGAAGCAGUAGCAGCCAGGCUAAGACAGUACAAGGAUGUGGCAAAGCCAGUCAUUGAGUUAUACAAGAGCCGAGGAGUGCUCCACCAAUUUUCUGGGACGGAGACUAACAAUAUCUGGCCUUACGUUUACACGCUUUUCUCGAACAAGAUCACACCUGUUGAGUCCAAAGAAGCAUACUGAGCCUACCCAAUGGAAGAACCAGGAAAAUGUGGUUAUAUUCAGUUGUGUGUGAAAUAUUGGUGCCAUGUCCAAAUUAGAAGCUAGCUAAUACAGCUUGCAGUGUCUUUUCUAGUAUAAACGGUGAACUGAUAUGAAAACUUACGAGUAGAAAGAGUUAAUGAAGAGGCUGUCCUCUGCCUUUCAGAAGGAGGGACACCUAUACAUGUUUAAGAUGUCUCUGCACAGGUCUCAAAGCCUUUAUGAGAAAGCAAGUAUAGGUUGGAUUUCAAACAGUGUAUAAUCUAAGCUCUUGCUAAUUUUGACAGCCAUGUUGUUGCUCUAGUAGCCUUUUUACAUGUGAUGGUGUUGGUCUCUGGUUCUCCCUGUGCCCUCAAAUGCUAUUGAACCACAGCAAAAGUAGGUCUGAGAACACGAAGGGCUGUAGCCCAGGUGUUGUCCCCAGUUCUCUGAUACGUGCUCUCCUGGUGACAGUGGGAUUAAAGCCAAAUGCUCUCAGUGGUUGCCUCUCUGGUGUUGAGUGACUGUGUGUCUACAAUCCAUUUUUUCUGCUAGGAGUGACACCUUCUUUUCCGCACAUACGCUCCAUAGAAUCUCCUUUUCAGACAUCCUGGAAUGAAAGGAUUUGGCUUUUACUAUUUUUAUUAGACUGUGUUAUUUGUACGUCUGUUUUCUUCCUUCCUGUGCUA